Papaver somniferum (opium poppy) is the source of this 1856-nucleotide messenger RNA. Its product is annotated as probable anion transporter 4, chloroplastic. The coding region runs from base 35 to 1639 and encodes 534 amino acids. Gene Ontology annotation, cellular component: plastid. The transcript is spliced from 8 exons. Gene Ontology annotation, biological process: transmembrane transport. NCBI's taxonomy places the organism in Eukaryota, Viridiplantae, Streptophyta, Magnoliopsida, Ranunculales, Papaveraceae. Gene Ontology annotation, molecular function: phosphate transmembrane transporter activity. The record is from RefSeq and is a predicted model, not a curated record.
GCUUCUCUUCCAAACUUCAUUUCUGGUGUUCACUAUGAGUUAUCAACUAUCUCUAGAUAAAUCACUGUUUCGUUCUCCUCCAUCUUCAUUUCGAAACCCUAAUAAUUCUUACAGAACCAAACAACAUAUCCCCACAAAAACUAAUCAAUUUUCAUUUCAAUUGUAUUCCAAAAAACAGAGAUUUCUCAAUUCAUGGAGUAAUUUUAGUACCGGAAUCGUUGAAGGAGAUGGAAUCAAGCAACGGUUUGUUUCAUCUCAAAUUAAGGUUUCUCCUAAUGACACUCUAUCAGUUCCAAAUGAUGAUGAUGGUAAAGAGUUUGAAACACCCACUUUUAUUGAGUUUAUUACUUCUGAAAGAGUUAAAGUUGUUGCCAUGGUUGGUCUUGCUUUAGCUCUUUGUAAUGCUGAUAGAGUUGUCAUGUCUGUGGCUAUUGUUCCUCUUUCUUUGUCUCAUGGUUGGAGUAGGUCUUUUGCUGGUAUUGUUCAGUCGUCUUUUCUUUGGGGGUACUUGAUUUCACCUAUUGUUGGAGGAGCUUUAGUAGAUUAUUAUGGUGGUAAAGUAGUUAUGGCAUGGGGUGUGGCUAUAUGGUCAUUAGCUACAUUUUUCACUCCAUGGGCAGCUGAGACUUCUUUGUGGGCAUUACUUGCGAUGCGAGUAUUGCUCGGUACUGCCGAAGGUGUAGCUUUACCUAGCAUGAACAACAUGAUCUCAAGAUGGUUUCCGAAGACAGAACGAUCCAGGGCAGUUGGAAUUGCAAUGGGUGGAUUUCAGCUUGGAAAUGUGAUUGGACUUAUGCUUUCUCCAAUCCUCAUGUCACAGGGAGGAGUCUUUGGACCUUUUGUGAUAUUUGGAUUAUCUGGGUUACUUUGGGUUUUAGUGUGGGUUUCUGCCACAUCAAGUACUCCUGGUCGCCAUCGCCAGAUAUCCAAAUAUGAAUUGGAAUACAUAACAAACAUGAGGCAGAGCCCCGCAGUUCCAGGGUUGGAGAAGAAACCUAAAACGACAAAUGUCAUCCCUCCUUUUGGGCGCUUGCUUUCAAAAUUACCUACUUGGGCCCUAAUAUCUGCAAAUGCGAUGCAUAGCUGGGGAUAUUUUGUUAUUCUUUCGUGGAUGCCCAUAUACUUCGGCACUAUCCAUCAUGUCGACCUCAGACAAGCAGCAUGGUUUAGUGCAGUUCCAUGGACCAUGAUGGCAGUUUUAGGAUAUUUUGCUGGUGUUUGGUCUGAUAUGCUAAUAUCCAGUGGUACACCAGUUACAACUACUCGCAAGAUGAUGCAGUCCAUCGGCUUCAUUGGUCCUGGGAUUGCCCUUCUAGGUCUUACUGCUGCAAAAACUCCGUUUAUUGCCUCUUUUUGGCUCACUGUAGCCGUUGGCUUGAAGUCUUUCAGCCACUCUGGUUUUCUUGUGAACCUUCAGGAAAUCGCACCACAGUAUGCUGGCACGCUACAUGGAAUGUCAAAUACUGCUGGAACAUUGGCUGCUAUUAUUGGAACUAUUGGUGCCGGUUUCUUUGUGGAGUUAGUAGGUAGUUUCCGUGGGUUCCUGUUGUUUACCUCAUUUCUAUAUUUCGCCAGUGCUCUAUUCUGGAAUACAUUUGCUACAGGAGAGCGGGUUAAUUUUGAUGAAGUAGAUCAAUAAAGGAGUACUUGUACUUUAAAUCACAAGUUGUUUGAAUCAGAAGUCGUGUGAAAUUUUCUUUACUCUCUUGAUAAUACUAAUGCAAACAGCAAUAUCAUCAAUGUACAGUUCCUAGACGAGAUUGAAAUCUGUAAGUAAAUGUGUCCCAAAAUGACUAGCACAGCCGCUAAUAGGAAACACCAAAGUGGUUUUCUUAAUUCUUGCGACGUUUCCGCUA